Messenger RNA from Danaus plexippus (monarch butterfly), 929 nucleotides. RefSeq lists its product as uncharacterized. The record is from RefSeq and is a predicted model, not a curated record. The transcript has 3 exons. Bases 152 to 874 code for a protein of 240 amino acids. NCBI's taxonomy places the organism in Eukaryota, Metazoa, Arthropoda, Insecta, Lepidoptera, Nymphalidae.
AAAUAAUUCAGUUUCGUUUAUACAUUAUUGUGCACGGCUUUUGUUUUCCAAUGCUUAUUUUUAGUUUGAAUUGAAGUAUCGUACUAUCUUAGAAGUAUUUAUAUGAAUUUAAUUUUAUUAAUUCUGUAAACAAUUAAGGUUCUAUCUUGAAAUGGAUAACGUGACUAGCACUGAAAACGUGAAAUUUGAAAUUAAAUCUGUGCAAGAAAAUAUACUUCUGGAUAUCAUAAAAGAUAUUUGUAAUGACACUAAGAGUAAAUUAUCCUCGAAAUUGAUUGGUAAAGUUAAUAGGAUCAUAGCAGACUGUGAUCUCACUCAUCAUACAAGCUUACAUAAACUUACUACAGCUGACGAAAGUUCUUCGACAAUAUUGGGAUUUAUGCAUCAGACAGCUACGGAAUUAUCAUUUGAAGAACAAACAGAGCUCAAUACAGAAAUCGUUAAUAAGAUCCAGAAUAAGAUUCCCACAUUCACAUCAGAAUUGGAAAAUUUGAAACAGAUAAUGGGAGCUGGUAAAAAAUCGAGAAAGGAACAAAUAAAAGAGCUCCAAUCGAGCUUAGAUGAAAAAUUAAAUAUAUUGAAAGAACAAGAGAAUGAAAAAGUUGAGCUGAUGAUGGAAUGGCUCAACCACAGAGUUCAGGAUGUCUCAUCAUUUGGUACUAAUACAAGUGAAAUGUUAACACUCAAAACGAGAAUAUUGGAAUUAAAAUCAAAAAUACUACAUCUGGCGAUCCUGCGUAACAUAUUCACGGAGACAAACCAGUCUAUCAAAGCUUAUAAUGAAGUGCACAAAGAUCUAAAAGAUUCAAUAAAAGAAACGGAACAAAGAAUAAAAAAUUAUAAGGAAACAUUCGGAAAAAAGAAUUGUUAUUAAAAUAAAAUUUUAUGCUUUUAUUUGUUAAGAUAUUUAUUAAAUUCUAUUUUAAUAA